Molecule: messenger RNA, 1692 nt
Organism: Geodia barretti
Lineage: Eukaryota; Metazoa; Porifera; Demospongiae; Tetractinellida; Geodiidae
Source: the annotation of a GenBank genome assembly
AAAAUGGUGAGUAUAAUUAUAAUGAUUGAAUUACGACACGCUAUAACUUAGGUAAUCGCUUGUUUAUGUUGGAGACAUUUAUUUUCUGUAAAGGUUGCUCCAUUUAUUAUUUCGACUGUCACUAUUUGGCAAUAUCUUUGCAGAGGUGUUAUUGGACUCGAAUUAACAUCAUCCGUUGAGAGCGUUGGGGGAUAUGCCACAGGUUGUCCACACACAACCUUAACCUUCACUUGCUCUGCCACACAAGUCUCUUCUCUCACAUGGCUUGCUCUACCUUACCUUAAUGAAGACGACACUGUCAUUAUUUUUGCUUCGGAAACUGCUCACAGCACAAUAGUUGGUGGUGUAUUCAAUGUUUCUCUAGUCUCUGUAGAAAACAUGAUGGGGCACAGUGCUGAUCUUACAUCUACGUUAAGCACCCAGGCAAAUGAUAUUGUGAACGGAACAAAUGUUUCUUGCCUGAUAUUCUCUGACAGCAGAUCAAUUACUAUUCUUAAAGAAGCUCCCCUUCCACCUGUAGUGACAAUAGUCAGCUAUGCCCUGACUUUCAGUGUCUUGUUUGUUGUCACAUGGGCUCAGCCGCAGCGUGUACCUGUUUCCCGUUUUAUUAUCUCCACUUCCAAUACACAGCCUGUACUUAUCGCAAACACGACUAACUACACAAUUGAGAGUGACUAUAAUACUAAACUAACCUACAACUUCAGUUCUUACAAUUGCUUUGGCACUAGUGAAAGUAUUACAAAAGAAUUCUUCAUGGGUAAAUUCAAUGUUAUAAUCCCUAACACUAUUAAAGUAUAUACCUCCAGCUGGCUGUGGUCCUCCCAGUCCACCAGUGAAUGGCAGUGUUGGUGAGUGGACCAGUUCCAGAGUAGGAGCACAGGUCACCUACUCCUGUGACACCCACCUGGUUAUGGUGGGAGAGACUGUGACCACAUGCUCUCUCCCUUCUCUAACAUGGCUGCCUAGUAGCGAUGAUGUCACCUGUGUACAGCCUACGUCAGAAUGUGAGGAUCCAAGCAAACUUCUACAAGGAAAUGUUUCCUUCACUAGUCUCAAGAGUUCAAUGAUAGCCAUCUUGUGAUGAUGGAUAUAGUCUUAAUGGUAGUGCAACGUCAGAGUGUAUACUUGGACAGUGGACCCCAAGUCUUAAACUAGCAACGUGUCUCAUCACUGACAAUACAUUGUCAAGGUGCAGUUAUCCAAGCGUGGGAUUAUUGCAGCACAACGUUAAUGUUUGGGGAAACAAUUGUUACCUAAUCUUCUCUUGUACCUCUGGAUAUGCACUCUAUGGCACUACCACAUCUCAUUGUGUUUCAGGAGAAUGGAUCCCUAGUCCUGACUCUGUCACCUGCAGGAAUUCCACUCUCUUGGAUUCUUCUUCUGUUAGUGGCGGCUCUCUUAGUACAGCAGAAGCCGUGGUCACAACAGGAGUAGUGUGUGGUGUGUGUAGCUUCACUGCUGGACUGCUACUUGGUGUUCUACUGACUCAAUGUCAUGGUCACUGUCAUAGGAAGGGGAAGAGAGGCCAGACUGAGAUACCUCCUGUUUAUGAGGACAUUCCCUUGGAGAAGACACCUCCCAUUGAACUCAACACCAACGAAGCUUAUGGAUACAUCACAAAAUAAAUGCAAUAUCAUUAUCACCUUUUACAUACUGAAUUGUAGACUUCACCUUUUACAUACUAAAUUGUAU